UUUUGGAUCGUAACCGAUGGAAAUCAUUCUUUCCUUUUUCCAUACGCUUGCGUAAAAGCACGGCAUCUGAGCAAAUCAAUGCGUUUUAAUUUCUGGCUCGACUAACUGUUGAUUUCAGGACUUCCUAAAACAAGGUGAGACCGUGUCUACCCGAUGUGAUGAGCUGCAGUCUCUCACAAACAGAGGGUGUAGAGAGAGGUUGAUAGAGAACCCUCGUGGAGAAAAGAGGAUCCUCAGGAACAAAAUGGUAACCAAUCGCAGGAAGGGAGCGGAGAAACUAAAGCCAGAAGAAAUCACUCAAAUCCAACCCCAGAAGCUCAGUCUCACCCUCAGAUCAGGGGAGCCUCAGUCUUUCAACCUGAAAUUCAAGCGGGCAGAAGAUUAUCCCAUCGACUUGUACUACUUGAUGGACCUUUCUUACUCCAUGAAAGACGAUCUGGAGAACGUCAAGAACCUGGGAACCAGUUUAAUGCUAGAAAUGUCAAAGAUCACAUCUGACUUCAGGAUAGGUAUGGAAUUGAUUUCACCAUUG
Hippocampus comes (tiger tail seahorse) is the source of this 532-nucleotide messenger RNA. RefSeq names its product integrin beta-1-like. The annotation marks the transcript as partial. The record is from RefSeq and is a predicted model, not a curated record. Gene Ontology annotation, cellular component: focal adhesion; synapse; integrin complex. The transcript has 2 exons. Gene Ontology annotation, biological process: cell migration; cell-matrix adhesion; cell-cell adhesion. Gene Ontology annotation, molecular function: C-X3-C chemokine binding; laminin binding; protein kinase binding. Lineage: Eukaryota; Metazoa; Chordata; Actinopteri; Syngnathiformes; Syngnathidae.